CCUUUAAAACUGUGAAUAUGGAGAACAAAAGUAACCAGCCGCCCCAAGAUAACCCGAAGCUAAAACGCUACUGGUUAAAUAAGAUGGAAGGUGACUUAGAUUUCAAGAAUCAUGAGUUUCCCUUGGCUAAGAUAAAGAGAAUCGUUAAGUUUGAUCCGGAUGUGUCUAUGCUCGCAGCUGAGGUUGCUGUCGUCUUCUCGAAGGCCAGUGAAAUGUUCAUCAUGGAUCUCACCAUGCGUGCGUGGAACCAUGCCCAGGAGAACAAACACACAACGAUCCGCGGACCAGAUAUAGCCGCCGCAGUUGGUCGAACGUUCAAGAUGGAUUUUCUUCUUGAUGUUGUCCAUGAGGAGGAGGAGCCCAAGGCCAAGCCAGAUCACGAAGAUGGAGAACUGCCACCGGGAAUGGUGAUAGGAACUCCUGUUGUUGAUGGUAGUGGGAUAUUCGGUGACGUACUGGAGUCGUGGCCGGGAACUUGGACCGUGGCGCCUGGUGAGGGUCCUGUGGGAGAGGAUGUGCCUGGGGGAAGUGGAGGAAAUGGUGGAAAUUAAUAUUUCGAUUUGAGUUUGUAUCCGCAUUUGGAAGGAUUUUAACUUUUUUUUAUGGUUGUCGUUGUGAAAUGUUAUGUUUUAUUUAUUUAUU
Molecule: messenger RNA, 642 nt
Organism: Camelina sativa (false flax)
Lineage: Eukaryota; Viridiplantae; Streptophyta; Magnoliopsida; Brassicales; Brassicaceae
Source: RefSeq, a predicted model, not a curated record